UUGCCCGGCAGCAUCUCCGUCGGAAAGUGCGCUCGCCACAUCCCUUCGGCCUCCCGUGAACGUUUCAUCUCCCUCAACUUGGGAAGGGAGAAACCUCAGCUGUGAAGUAGCUGUGCAGAGAGCUCGGGAAAGCGCCCAGUUGGACAGGGACCCAGAGAGCAAGAGCCAGCGCGCCCCUCGCUCGAGAAUCACAUUCAGCAGCGGGGACUCAGCAUCCGCCGCGCUCCAGCCAGGCGCUGCCAGCCCAGAGGACCCUGCGCGCACUUCGAACCCGUGGCGGACUCCGGAACCCGGAGCUGCGGGGCGCUCCCGGCAGGUCUCGGCAAACUUUCCCCCAGCCCACGUGCUAGCGAGGCGGCUGGCGUCAGGAGCCCGGGAUGGAGCGCUGCGCCUAGGCACGCCGCACAGCCCGAGAAGUUCAAGUCAGGGAGAUGCUGACCGCGCGGAACUGACCAGUGCCAUCUCUGGGUUACUGGCAACUCUCCCUUUGCGUCGUCCCCAGCAGCGGUCACCGCUGGCUCCUCGGAUGAGCCCUUCAGUUCCCCGACUUUGAGAGGCGUCUCUCCCCGACCCGACCGCCCAGAUGCAGUUUCGCCUCUUCUCCUUUGCCCUCAUCAUCUUGAACUGUAUGGAUUAUAGCCACUGCCAAGGCAACCGAUGGAGACGCAGUAAACGAGGUGGGUCCUACUCCUCCGGAGCUAGUUAUGUAUCAAAUCCCAUUUGCAAGGGUUGCUUGUCUUGUUCUAAGGACAAUGGGUGCAGCCGAUGUCAACAGAAGUUGUUCUUCUUUCUUCGAAGAGAAGGCAUGCGCCAGUAUGGGGAGUGCCUCCAUUCCUGCCCAUCGGGUUACUAUGGACACCGAGCUCCAGAUAUGAACAGAUGUGCACGAUGCAGAAUAGAAAACUGUGAUUCUUGCUUCAGCAAAGACUUUUGUACUAAGUGCAAAGCAGGUUUUUAUUUGCAUAGAGGCCGUUGCUUUGAUGAAUGUCCAGACGGUUUUGCACCAUUAGAUGACACCAUGGAAUGUGUGGAAGGAUGUGAAGUUGGUCAUUGGAGUGAAUGGGGAACUUGUAGCAGAAAUAAUCGCACAUGUGGAUUUAAAUGGGGUCUGGAAACCAGAACACGGCAAAUUGUGAAAAAGCCAGCGAAAGACACAAUACCAUGUCCGACCAUCGCUGAGUCCAGGAGGUGUAAGAUGGCCAUGAGGCACUGUCCAGGAGGGAAGAGAGCACCAAAGGCGAAGGAGAAGAAGAACAAAAAGAAGAAGAGGAAGCUGAUAGAAAGAGCCCAGGAGCAACACAGUGUCUUCCUAGCUACAGACAGGGCUAGCCAAUAAAAUAAAAGACACAUCUGGUGGAUUUUGGGGGUUUUUUGUUUUUUGUUUUUUUUGCAAAAGUGCACAGAGCUACUCUCCACUCCCGGACACUGGUGCGCGGUGCUUAUGCCGCUCUGACCAGUAUCUGUUCUCAGUGACAUUGUGAAAGGAGGAGCCACGAAGUGGUCUCGGUGUUAUUUAUGCUUCGAUUUGCAGCUGGAGACUAAGGUGGGAGCUCAUGGCCUGCACCAGGGGAAGCAGGAGUGAGGGAACAGCCUGUGACUUGGCUGCGUCCUGCGGUCCUAGCACCCCCACAGAGGAGGAGGUGUGAGGCCGCAGACCACCGUUGGAGGACAGACUUUGUGCAUAUUUAUGGGCAGGAAGAUGCUCAGCAGGCAAAGUGCUCUCUCAUCAUGUCCUUUACUUCUCACGUUGUGCACUGUCAAGGAUAAAUGUAUGUGGAUAUCUGCUUAGUGUGACCACGUGUUGUCCUCAGCAUCUGUUCCCUUCAGACUGUCGUGGGGCAGAACUGUUCUUACCUGGGCAUGUGCUACGGGAGUUCCUCCUCGGUUUCACAGUGGCUCUAAUAUGUACAUAUUCUGCUGGGGCUUCGCAUAAACCUCUU
Artibeus jamaicensis (Jamaican fruit-eating bat) is the source of this 1940-nucleotide messenger RNA. It is a transcript of the gene RSPO2, whose product is annotated as R-spondin 2. The record is from RefSeq and is a predicted model, not a curated record. The transcript is spliced from 6 exons. NCBI's taxonomy places the organism in Eukaryota, Metazoa, Chordata, Mammalia, Chiroptera, Phyllostomidae. Bases 584 to 1336 code for a protein of 250 amino acids.